AUGUAUGAUACGUGUAAGAGUUUAUACAGAUGUGUAAUAAAAUCAUGCAAUAAAACUUUUAAUGUGGACAAGGAAGCUAAAUUAACUGUACUCAAUGGUGUGAAGAAUAUGAUCAGAGAACAAGUAAAAAUAAAAGAAGAAAAAGAUAUAAAACAACAAUUAAUUGAAGCUAAUGAUUUUAUUAAAUAUCAUAUUAUUCAAGCAGUAUAUAAUAAUUCCACGGGAAAUUACAAAGUUGAGUUGAAAAAAGAACAAGUAGAAAAAGGGCCUAUAACACUAGGAACGAAAUUCGAAAAAAAAUUACCAUUUUUAAAUGACACAACUGAUAUAAAAUAG
This is a messenger RNA of Plasmodium malariae, 336 nucleotides long. Its product is annotated as conserved Plasmodium protein, unknown function. The record is from RefSeq and is a predicted model, not a curated record. The coding region runs from base 1 to 336 and encodes 111 amino acids. Lineage: Eukaryota; Apicomplexa; Aconoidasida; Haemosporida; Plasmodiidae. The transcript has a single exon.